AUGUGGAACAAGGUGAUGGUUGAAUACCACUUGGAACAACAUGAGUGGUUAGGUUAUGUGUACACGAUAAGGGACAAGUUGAUUCUGGCAUAUUUCAGAGAUGUGUUCCUUGGAGGAAUAAUGCGUACAACAUCAAGAUCCGAAAGUGAAAACAACUUUUUUUGCUCCUUUAUCAAUCCUCAUGUGUCACUUGUUGAGUUUUACUUGAGAUAUAAAGCUGCAAUUGAUGCCCAAAGACACACUCAAGGUCAGAAUGAUAAUGAUUCAAAGCACAAAUAUCCUGAGUGCAAAACAUCACCAUGGAUAGAAAAGCAUGCCUCACAUUUAUAUACUAACUCUGUCUUUUAUGAAUUUCAAUAUGAGCUGUUUUAUAGGCAAGGAAUUCCAUGUAGACAUAUGAUUUGGGUUUGGAAAGCAAAAAGGUUUGAAACCAUUCCUAAGAAGAAUAUGCUACACAGAUGGACUACUAGGGCACUGAAGAAACCAAUUUUUGACUUAGGAGGAAAUCUGUUGGAGCAAUGUGCUAAUAUAAUUGAUAAGAAAAAAUUGUUAAAUGAUUUAUGGUCAGAGAUACACACUUGUGUAAGUUUGGCAGAAGGCAAUGAUGAAGAUAUUUCAAGACCUUGUGAUAAAUCUUCAAGGAUUAAGAAAGGAUUUGGAAGCUAA
Chenopodium quinoa (quinoa) is the source of this 666-nucleotide messenger RNA. Its product is annotated as protein FAR1-RELATED SEQUENCE 5-like. Gene Ontology annotation, biological process: regulation of DNA-templated transcription. The record is from RefSeq and is a predicted model, not a curated record. The coding region runs from base 1 to 666 and encodes 221 amino acids. The transcript is spliced from 2 exons. Lineage: Eukaryota; Viridiplantae; Streptophyta; Magnoliopsida; Caryophyllales; Amaranthaceae.